Molecule: messenger RNA, 2708 nt
Organism: Pyricularia oryzae 70-15
Lineage: Eukaryota; Fungi; Ascomycota; Sordariomycetes; Magnaporthales; Pyriculariaceae
Product: increased rDNA silencing protein 4
Exons: 1
Coding region: 372-2414 (680 amino acids)
Biological process (GO): endosomal transport; endocytosis
Cellular component (GO): plasma membrane; intracellular membrane-bounded organelle; cytoplasm
Molecular function (GO): protein binding
Source: RefSeq, a predicted model, not a curated record
UUUACAGCUGUUUCCAUGGCAUCACGUCAGCCAAUUUUGAAGUAGUCGGAUCAACAAGACUGAUUGGAAGGAACCCUUGCGACCACCGGAUAUCGCUUUGAUCGACGCAGCCCAACGGCGAAGCAGUAACAAGAGUUAGUUGGGAAUCAGCCUUAUCCCGCACAUAAUCGACCCAACAACAUACACACACAGACUCGGGCCAACUGCGGCCUUGAAUGUCAAACGACAAGUCAGACCUGAUGCACGCAUCCGACUUGGAGUUGGGCGUCUAGCGCCAGUCAAUAGUCUAAAUUAACAAGUCGAAAACCUCCGUCAUCGACAAACAUACUAAUACAACCCCCUCCCCGAACCGAUCUCGAACCCGGGACUUCAUGACGAUCAUGACUUCGCCGGCGCACCGCCCGCCAGCCUCGAGCCUGUCGAUACCCCAUGAGCAAGCACAGAGCGCCGCGCUCAAGGGCGCCUCCCUGGCGUUCCAGAAGCAGCUCGACGCCAGCAAGAAGAAGGCAUCGCCGCCCGGCCCCAAUCACAACAACAAGCUCACUACCGACCCGCGCGGCGGCGCCCUCGUCGCCGCGACGUCGGCCGCCUCGCUCAGCAACCAGACCACCGGCGGCAGCAGCGUGGCGGACCACCACCACGGCGUGCCCGAGCAUGCGACCCUGUCCAGCCGGCUGGCGCAGCUGCAGCAGCGGUCCGGCAGCCCCCACCUGCGGCCGCCCGGGAACGCUGGAGGGCCCCGUUCGGCGUCGUUUAUUGCCGCCACCUUGGCGGCAAGCAGGUCUACUAGUCCUAGUCCGAGCCGGAAGAAUAGCGUGGUCACGCCGCAGGAGCAGAGGAGAAGGGCAGGGGCGCACAGCAGAGCGUCGUCUGUGGGCAGUCUGCGAUUGACGUCGCCGUCGAAUUUGGGACCGAGUCCGGGGCAGGGCGUGGACUAUGGUGGGUAUGAUGGGGAGGAUGAUGCGGACCUGGAUCAUGAUGAGGACACCGGUUUCAGGAGACUUGGGAGAAGGAAGGUCGUGGCCGAGACGCCGACGCUUCCUGCUCGGGAGCAAAGUAGAAGGCGAGAUGGUGACCCCGUUAAGAGCCCUUCUCCUGUCCGAGAUACGGAGGUGCCUCAACCAAGGAGAAAAGUCAUAGAUCGGGUGCCAGAGCAGGAGGAGCCUGCAAGUCCAGUCCAGAAACCGAGACCCAAGCCAAAGCCAAAACCCAAGCCCAAACCGGAAAAAAUAAUCAAGACCGAGCCUCGUGCAGCCCCUGAGCCGGUCGAAUCAAAGAGGGCAGAGCAGUAUCCUGGCUCGGAACCAACAUCGCCAUCGAUAAGGCGAGCCAGUGUGCAGCAGCCCAAGCCAAAGGUGGCGAGAGCACAACCUGCGCGCACACCAAUCAAAGCCUACCAUUCACAAAAGGAAAUUCAGGUUCUCUCUCGGAUCUUAAUGCCCAAAGAUGUGGAUGAUAUUGACUGUGGACCUCUGACCUUGGAUGGCGCACAUGGCCCCCCUUUUAGAGAAAGAGUCGACUCUAUAUCAUCUGAUGACACCUUCUUCUCCACAUCUUCUGGUCAAGGACGCCGCGCGCCGACACCACCACCACCACGAAGGAUACGUUCUGUCAGAGAAACCCCCAGCAGACCCCACAGCGAAGCCACAACUCCGUCGUCACAACAGCGAUCCACGAGCAGCCAGUCGAAGCAGACCCCCACGAGCGCCAACAGGUCCUCCCUGGCCCUGGACUCGCUCACCAACGCCAUCGUGGCGAGCAGCCUAGCCUCGGCGCGCCACACUCCGGCCAGCAGGUCCCAAACGCCAGCUCCCGUGCCGGUGCCCUCGCGCAAACGCAACGACCGUCUAGCGUCCAACUUGACGGGGGGCGGGAUGAGCCGCAGUCAUAGUAGAUCACCGCCCAAAAAGCAAGGGAUGCUGACGACGCUGCGGGCCCCUCAUUCAAAGUCGGACGAUGAAGAGGCGCGCAAGCACAAGGAGAGGCACCGGAAGCGCGGCCCUCUGGGAGGCAAGAAGCACGUCCAUCACGAGGGUUCGCGGCGUCGUUGGCGGGAUUCGGUCACGGCCGAGGAGCGGCGGCGGUACGAGGCUCUGUGGGCCAGCAACCGUGGUCUCCUCUUGCCUCCCAAAGAUGGCGGUGUUGGACAACAACAUCAGCAGCAGCAGCCAGAGGACCUGGUCGCCAAUGUUGUUGUGCGGGACCUCUGGAGUCGCAGCCGGCUGCCACACGACGAGCUCGCCGAGGUUUGGGACCUGGUGGACCUGGGCCGUCGCGGGUCGUUGUCCAAGGAGGAGUUCGUCGUGGGCAUGUGGCUCAUCGACAUGCGGCUGCGGGGGAGGAAAAUCCCACCGAGGGUGAGCCAGAGCGUCUGGGACAGUGUCAAGGGCCUGCGGGUUCCCGCACCGGCUUAGAGUGCUGAAGGAGGCAGCGUCGGACUGUUGAUGUUGACUGGGGGCAGCAGGAGAGACGCAGCGUAGCGGCGCUGCUCUCUUGCAUCUUUGUUCCGCAGCUGCUUUAUGGGAGCUCUAAGAUCAAGUUGUCGGGUUUCUUGAUUGUUUGUCUUUUUUUCCCCGCGUUUUUGUCUCGUACAUACCAUUGAUACCCCAUUCGAAACUAGAAGUCAUGUAUAGGGACCUAUAUCUACCAGUGCAGGGUAGGUUAGGUAAGAGUAGAUUGCACUGAAUUGGAGUUGUUCAGUUACCCUG